GAGAUCCGUCUUUGCGCAGGGAGGGAGAUCCAUGGGGUCUCGCAAUUUCUCUUCACCGCCUGGUAAAGUUUUGUCGGGAGCCGGAGGGAGAGAUUUGGCCAUCUUUGUGUGGACGAGUUUGGUUCGGAAUUGUACUACUAUGGGUCUUGUCUCAUCUACGUUGUUCGGAUAUGCCUGUUUCAUCGGCUCGGGAGUGGUGGAGGCAAGAAAAAAGUCGAACGCAGUUAAGGAACAAUUGAGACUCCGGAGGAUACGUCAUGAGGAACUGAUAGCCAAGGCGAAGCGUGAUCUGCGGCUGGAUUAAUGAAUUCAGGAGAAAAAGUUUGUGUUUAGUUAUUGCUUGUGUUGUGAUGUUGCAUUGCUUUUGUCAUCUGUUUCUCUAUAAGAGAGGGAUCCCUCGAAAUAUUAUUUAUGGAACGUUUGUGUUUAGUUCUUGU
Messenger RNA from Arabidopsis arenosa, 437 nucleotides. Lineage: Eukaryota; Viridiplantae; Streptophyta; Magnoliopsida; Brassicales; Brassicaceae. The record is from the annotation of a GenBank genome assembly.